AUGGGUUGUGUUUGGUGUAAGCCCUCUGCUAUAGAAGAUAGUAAAGAUAGUCCAAGAGAGAGAUUCUCAAGUAAAUCUUCUUCUGAGUUUAGAGUUUCAAGACCAGUUACUUCUUCUUCUAGAAGGGAACAAGAGCCUGUUAGGUUUAAAGAACGGUCUGAUGUUGUUAGUGUAAGACCUUUGAAUAAGCAAAGUAAUGUAUCGAUGAAUUUGCGUGGAGAGAAUUUGAGUAGAAGAGAGAAGAAGAUAGAGAGUGUUGCAAAUUCACAUUUAGCAAUUGGUAUUACCAUAGCUAAAGCAACUGAAGGUGAGUAUGUAGCAGCUGGUUGGCCUCCAUGGUUGGCUUCUGUAGCUGGUGAAGCUAUUAAAGGAUGGAUUCCACGUCGUGCGGAUUCUUUCGAGAAGUUAGACAAAAUUGGUCAGGGUACUUAUAGUAAUGUAUAUAGAGCUCGAGAUUUGGAUCAGAAGAAAAUUGUGGCUUUGAAGAAAGUUAGGUUCGAUAACUUGGAGCCCGAAAGCGUGCGUUUUAUGGCAAGAGAAAUCCAGAUAUUGCGUCGGCUUGAUCAUCCUAAUAUCAUUAAGCUAGAAGGUUUAGUUACAUCAAGAAUGUCUUGCAGCUUAUAUCUUGUUUUCGAAUAUAUGGAACAUGAUUUAGCUGGACUAGCUUCACAUCCGGCGAUUAAAUUUUCCGAAUCUCAGGUUAAAUGCUACUUGCAGCAACUAUUACACGGACUAGACCAUUGUCAUAGUCGUGGUGUACUUCAUCGGGACAUAAAAGGCUCAAACCUUCUUAUAGAUAAUAGCGGAAUUCUUAAGAUUGCUGACUUUGGAUUAGCUAGUUUCUUUGAUCCUCAUCAAACUCAGCCUUUGACUAGUCGUGUAGUAACUCUUUGGUACCGCCCACCCGAGCUUUUGCUCGGAGCAACUCGCUAUGGGGCUGCAGUUGAUUUGUGGAGCACUGGUUGCAUUCUCGCUGAACUAUAUGCAGGCAAGCCUAUUAUGCCCGGUCGAACUGAGGUGGAACAGUUGCACAAGAUUUUCAAGCUAUGUGGCUCGCCUUCCGAGGACUAUUGGGUGAAAUCGAGAUUGCCACAUGCAACGAUUUUCAAGCCUACACAGCCAUAUAAACGCAUAGUGGACGAAACAUUCAAAGAGUUUCCUCAGCCAGCUUUAGCUCUUCUUGAAACUCUGCUUUCAGUUACUCCCGACGAUCGUGGAACCGCCACCUCAGCUCUCCAGAGUGAGUUCUUUUCCACUAGACCUCUUCCAUGUCAUCCUUCAAGCUUGCCUAAAUAUCCUCCUAGCAAAGAGCUCGAUGCAAGAAUGCGGGACGAGGAAAGUAGAAGACAAGUCGGAGGAAACAGGGACCAAAGACACCAAGAAAGGAGAGGAACUAAGGAAUCUCGAGCAAUCCCGGCUCCUGAUGCAAACGCGGAGCUGGUUGCAUCAAUGCAGAAAAGGCAGAGCCAGUCUACUAAUAGAAGCCGAAGCGAGAAGUUUAAUCCGCAUCCUGAAGAAGUUGCGUCCGGUUUCCCAAUCGAUCCACCAAGGCCAUCAUCACAAGCGUUUGAACCAAACAGAGAAUCUCAGGGCAACAUUAUUAUUCCUCAUAAGAGAGCUUCACAUUCUGGUCCUCUAACGCGUAGAUCCGCUUCUGCAAAGGGUAGAAGGAAUUACCAAGAUUCUCAAAAGGUGGUUUCAUCGAUCGCUGCUGAUUACUCAGCAAUGUCUGGUUUCGCUGCAACAAGAACAGGCGCAUCGCAACAAGAGACUUGCAGAGGAAUGACUCGGCUUCCAGGUUCCUUCAAAGAAACCUCUGAAGAAACAAACCAAGAAGAGAAUGGUAGAAACAACAAGAAAGACCCGAUUCUCUUGGGUUAUGGAUCAAAAGGGCAUAAGAUACAUUAUUCAGGACCAUUGGUGGUUCCAUCAGGAAACAUGGAUCAAGUGUUAAAAGACCAUGACCUACAUAUCCAAGAAGCUGUGAGAAGAGCGCGAAUCGAUAAGGCUCGUGUUAGGAAACUUCAAGCUGAAGAAGCAUCGAGCCAUCAAGUCCCAAACAACCAUCCCUCCUCUGUUUCUAGUCGUUGA
Messenger RNA from Arabis nemorensis, 2091 nucleotides. The record is from the annotation of a GenBank genome assembly. Lineage: Eukaryota; Viridiplantae; Streptophyta; Magnoliopsida; Brassicales; Brassicaceae.